AUGAUUUGGGACCCAACAAAUCGGAAAGAAAUGGCACUUGGCAACGACGUCGUAAGGCUACUUUGGUCCUAUAACAAGGGGGAAAACAGAAAGCGCAAAAAAUGUGCGAUGGCUACUUGUUCGAAGGAGCAUCAAAAAAUCUAUCAACAAUGGUUCAACUAUGUCGAUUCAGAUGGUGAUGAGCGAAUAACAGGAGAUGAUGCAACGAAGUUUUUUGCUAUGUCGAAUAUUGAAAAAUCUGAACUUAAACAGGUCUGGGCAAUUGCAGAUACCAAACGCCAAGGAUUUUUAGGUUUUAAAGAGUUCAUCACUGCUAUGCAGUUGCUCUCUUUGGCACAAUCUGGUAGUGAAAUAAGUGCAGAAUCACUAAGAACCGGAGUUGAUCUUGAGUUUCUGCAACCUCCACACAUGGAAGGCCUGGAUUCACUUCUGGUGAAACAUAGUGAUUCAAGAACCAAUGGUGUCCAAGAAACAUAUGGCAGUUUGACUGGUCAACUCGUGCCACCAAAGAAUUUAUUUACUUCAAAACUUAAUAAAAAGACACCUCAUCAUGCAUCUCUUGGUAAAGUCACAUCCAUAAUUGAUGGAUUAAAGAGAUUGUACAACGAAAAACUAAAGCCACUGGAAGUUGCUUAUCGUUACAAUGAUUUUGCAUCACCUUUAUUGACAAAUAGCGACUUUGAUGCAAAACCUAUGGUAAUGCUUCUUGGCCAAUACUCAACUGGGAAGACAACAUUUAUUAAACAUCUUCUUAAAAGCAACUAUCCAGGAGCUCACAUUGGUCCAGAACCAACAACAGACCGAUUUAUUGUUAUUAUGGGUGGACCUGAUGAUAGAAGUGUGCCUGGAAACACUAUUGCUGUUCAAGCAGAUAUGCCUUUCAAUGCCCUUACAACUUUUGGAGGCGCAUUUCUUUCCAAAUUUGAAUGUUCUCAAAUGAAUCAUCCUCUUUUGGAGCAUAUUACAUUUGUGGAUACUCCGGGAGUUCUAUCUGGAGAGAAGCAACGUACACAAAGAAGCUAUGACUUCACUGGAGUGAUAAAGUGGUUUGCUGAAAGAUGUGAUCUUAUUCUCCUUUUGUUUGAUCCUCAUAAACUUGAUAUAAGUGAUGAAUUCAAACGCGUGAUAUCGUCUUUACGUGGUCAAGAUGAUAAGAUUCGUGUUGUACUUAACAAAGCAGACAAAGUUGAUACCCAACAAUUGAUGCGGGUUUAUGGUGCGUUGAUGUGGUCACUUGGGAAAGUACUCAACACGCCUGAAGUCACACGUGUCUACAUUGGAUCGUUUAAUGACAAACCGAUCAAUGAAGAAUCAGUGGAUUCCAUGGGGAGGGAGCUUUUUGAAAAAGAACAGGAUGAUUUACUUGUGGAUUUAAUAGACAUUCCAAAAAAAGCUUGUGAUCGCCGGAUUAAUGAAUUUGUUAAACGCGCUCGGGAUGCAAAGAUACAUGCUUACAUAAUUAGCCAGUUGAAAAAAGAGAUGCCAGCUGUGAUGGGUAAAUCUAAAGCUCAACAGAAACUCAUGAAGAAUCUUGAAGAUGUUUUUGCAAAGGUUCAGAAGGAGUUUCAUCUGCCAGCUGGCGAUUUCCCGGAUGUGGAGCAAUUUAGGCAAGUUCUUGGAAAUUACAACAUUGAUAAGUUUGAGAAAUUGAAGCCGAAGAUGAUUCAGGCUGUGGAUGAUAUGCUUGGAUAUGACAUUCCGGAUCUCUUGAAAAACUUUAAAAAUCCAUAUGAAUAAAGCAACGAAUUUAUGAUGGAUUUCUCAUCCAUUUUCUCCUUAUGUUUUUUUUGAAUUUGAUGUCAAAUGUUUUUGGUAUUAUUGCAUAAAUGCUGCCCACUUUUGUGAUGGGCUUUGAAUGGAAAUCGCAUGUGAAAUUAAAUUCCUUUGUUUGCUG
Molecule: messenger RNA, 1894 nt
Organism: Lactuca virosa
Lineage: Eukaryota; Viridiplantae; Streptophyta; Magnoliopsida; Asterales; Asteraceae
Source: the annotation of a GenBank genome assembly